AUGCAUAACCCGCUGCUAUCUGACCCGGCGGCGUCUUCCGGUCCUUGGCCACAGGUGGGCUUAGGGCAAGAUCCCGCCAUCUACCCGAUCGUAGUGUGCUGCAUGCACCGCGACGACGCGGAGGCCAUCGACGCUCUCAACGCGACGGUCUUUUAUCAAACCGCGGCUCAUGACGUCCAUCUUGCCGUGUGGCGUGUACAAGAAGCCAACAUAUCGCUGCGCGGCGAGCGGAUCUACAGUGUCCGUGCCGCGCUAGAAGGCAGACAUACCGGUGUUUUCAUUGGGGUCACUUGGGCUCACAUCGGCUUUCAAAUCGGAGAGGGCGAACGGCACAUCAAGCAAUACUCAUGCCGGUACAAGCGAUUCGACAAGAAGGGUCUGUCCGUGGCCAGCGCCAUCGCGUAUAUGGUUAUGAAAACCGGGCACAACUUCCCCCUCGACAUCGACCUCGACUUGCCCAUCAUCCCAGCCCCGCUCCGCCUCGUCCCAGCUCCCGCUCUGCUCUGUACUCCC
Molecule: messenger RNA, 513 nt
Organism: Epithele typhae
Lineage: Eukaryota; Fungi; Basidiomycota; Agaricomycetes; Polyporales; Epitheliaceae
Exons: 3
Source: RefSeq, a predicted model, not a curated record